UGUUUGUGGGGAGCCCGCUGUGUGUGAUUCCCCCACUACACAGCCCCGGUCUGAGAGGAAGGGUCGGGAAAUCGCCAUGGCUGCGUCGCGGAUCGCCCCGGUGAAUAAGGGUUCAAAAACAAAGGCUUCAGAUGAAGGGGAUGCUCCUCCAGCCAAGAAAGGCCCGAUUUUCUAUGGGAGCUUGGAGGAGAAAGAGCGAGAGCGCCUCCUCAAAGGGGAGUCUGGGAUGAUGGGCAAGGAUGCGGUCAAAGCAGCUAUUGAGGCUGGCAACAUCAAUAUCACCAGUGGUGAAGUUUUUGACUUGGAAGAGCACAUCAGCGAGCGCCAGGCAGAGGUCCUGGCAGAGUUUGAGCGCCGGAAGCGUGCCAGGCAAAUCAAUGUUUCCACAGAUGACUCUGAGGUCAAGGCCUGCUUACGAGCCCUCGGGGAGCCCAUCACACUUUUUGGAGAGGGCCCUGCAGAAAGGAGGGAAAGGCUACGUAAUAUUCUGUCUGUGGUUGGCACAGACGCAUUGAAAAAGACCAAAAAAGAUGAUGAGAAGUCCAAGAAAUCAAAAGAGGAGUAUCAGCAAACCUGGUACCACGAAGGACCAAAUACCCUGAAGACGGCCAGACUGUGGAUCGCCAACUACUCCCUCCCUCGGGCAAUGAAGCGAUUGGAGGAAGCCCGGCUGCUCAAGGAGGUCCCUGAGGCCACACGGACAUCCCAGAAACAGGAGCUGCACAAAUCUCUAAGGUCUUUGAAUAAUUUCUGCAGCCAAAUUGGGGACGACCGGCCUAUCUCCUAUUGCAACUUCAGCCCCAACUCCAAGCUCCUGGCUACAGCUUGCUGGAGCGGUCUCUGUAAGCUGUGGUCUGUGCCGGAUUGUAAUCUCAUCCACACUUUGCGAGGGCACAACACCAACGUUGGAGCCAUUGUCUUUCACCCCAAGGCAACCAUCUCCCUGGACAAGAAGGACGUCAACCUGGCUUCAUGCGCAGCGGAUGGCUCUGUCAAACUCUGGAGUCUUGAAAGUGAUGAACCAGUGGCUGACAUCGAGGGACACACAGUGAGAGUUGCCCGGGUGGCAUGGCAUCCCUCUGGCAGGUUUCUGGGCACCACCUGCUAUGACCACUCUUGGCGCCUGUGGGACCUGGAGGCUCAGGAGGAGAUCUUGCACCAGGAGGGGCACAGCAAAGGAGUCUACGACAUCACCUUCCAUGUUGAUGGCUCCCUUUCUGCCACUGGUGGCCUUGAUGCAUUUGGCCGCGUUUGGGAUCUGCGCACGGGGCGUUGUAUCAUGUUUUUGGAGGGUCAUCUCAAGGAGAUCUAUGGGAUCAACUUUUCCCCUAACGGGUACCACAUUGCCACUGGCAGCGGCGACAACACCUGUAAAGUGUGGGAUCUCCGCCAGAGAAAGUGCAUCUACACCAUCCCUGCCCAUCAGAACCUGGUGACAGGAGUGAAAUUUGAACCAAAUCAUGGCAACUUCUUGCUUACCGGAGCUUACGACAACACAGCCAAGGUCUGGACGCACCCAGGCUCAUCACCGCUGAAAACCUUGGCAGGACACGAGGGCAAAGUCAUGGGCUUGGACAUCUCCCUGGAUGGGCAGCUGAUCGCCACAUGCUCUUAUGACAGGACUUUCAAGCUUUGGAUGGCAGAGUAGGGGGAAGGAGCAUUUCUGCCAGAUUGGCCCUGCCCAGCUCCCGCAGCCAAGGAAGGCAGCCUGCUGUGACACCCUGGGACUCCGCCACAGAUGGCUUGAUGUCCUUCUGGGAUACUGCCGCCUCCUCACA
This is a messenger RNA of Zootoca vivipara (common lizard), 1778 nucleotides long. It is a transcript of the gene PRPF4, whose product is annotated as pre-mRNA splicing tri-snRNP complex factor PRPF4. Lineage: Eukaryota; Metazoa; Chordata; Lepidosauria; Squamata; Lacertidae. Gene Ontology annotation, molecular function: U6 snRNA binding; protein binding; U4 snRNA binding. Gene Ontology annotation, biological process: mRNA splicing, via spliceosome. The record is from RefSeq and is a predicted model, not a curated record. Gene Ontology annotation, cellular component: U4/U6 x U5 tri-snRNP complex.